UUUCUUUCUCAUCAUCUACCCGUGAGCCUUCCUCUUUAUUUAUUUUCUCGGUCAAGUUCAUUCAUUCAUUCGGGUCAGUCAACGUACUAUAACUCCUCUCUUUUUUCCUUUCUUUCUUUCUCAAUUCUCACAGCACAAGAAGAUGGCUUCUAUCUCACAGGGCCUUGCUCUCACCAGUGCCAUGCUUCUCUCAACAACUCUGCUUUAUGUUGCUUUCUCCAGGCAAAAAACCACCCCAUCAUUUCAAAUUCAUCACUCUAACAAACCCACCUUGCGAUCUUGCCUGUAUUCAGAGGAAAAGAAAAGGGAGAGAAAGAAGAAGAAAGUGAAAUUUGCAGAUAGUGUGAAGGAGGGAAGAGAAAGGAAUGAGCAAAGAAGCAACAGCAGACAAAGUGGUGGAAUGCCAAUGCCAGCAAACAGAAUGGCUUUGUAUUACGGGAUUUUGAGGAACCGAGUGCAUAGAAUUGAGUGCUCUCACUAAUUAAGGAUAGAAUCAUAGAAUCCUGUUCUGUUCCGUACGUGGUCUAGUGUACAUUUGUGUUAGGACUGAGCUGAUCAAGUUCUCUCUCUCUCUCUCUCUGAAUUUUCAAAUAUAAUUUUGUGGUGAGGAGGCUGUUAAUACAAUGCAAAAAAUAAAAAAUAAAAAAAAUGAUAUCUGGGGUAUUCUUGUGGUUGUAGAUACGUACUGGAUUUUUUCCAACUCCUUAAUAUGAAAUAUUGGCCAAAGUUUUGUUUU
Molecule: messenger RNA, 736 nt
Organism: Glycine soja
Lineage: Eukaryota; Viridiplantae; Streptophyta; Magnoliopsida; Fabales; Fabaceae
Exons: 2
Coding region: 143-481 (112 amino acids)
Source: RefSeq, a predicted model, not a curated record